Messenger RNA from Achroia grisella, 984 nucleotides. RefSeq lists its product as uncharacterized. Bases 1 to 984 code for a protein of 327 amino acids. The record is from RefSeq and is a predicted model, not a curated record. NCBI's taxonomy places the organism in Eukaryota, Metazoa, Arthropoda, Insecta, Lepidoptera, Pyralidae. The transcript has a single exon.
AUGGAAAAGUGUGAUAAAUGUAAUAAAUCAAUAACAAAAAGAAUCCCUGGUUUGGAGUGCAGUAGAUGUGAAAAACUGGUUCAUCUCAACACCUUGUGUUCAGGCCUUUCCAACAAACAGUUGACGGCAAUACGCGCGUCAGAGAACCUAGAAUGGACAUGUCAAGAAUGCCAAAGGUCAACAUCUAAACGCAGUUCUAUCGUAGUUCCUGACGAUGACACUGAUGAAGACGGAAACCAAUUACUUAACACAGAAACAAACCAAAUAAAUAUGAAGAAACUCCUACAAAACAUUUCAAAAGAAGUGGAAAAGGCUGUUAGAAGAGAAAUCAAUGAACUACGUGUCUCUCUUCAAUACCACAGUGAAAAGAUGGAUGAAGUAAUGGAAGUCGCAGAAGCAUGCAAACAAGCAGUUCAGGACAUCCAACGUAAAAAUAUAGAUUUAAUAAAUAGAAACAAGCAUCUUGAAACCAGAAUUAAUGCAAUGGAGCAAAGAAUAGAAGAAAUUGAACAACACCAAGUAGCUAGACACAUUGAAAUCUCAAAUAUUCCUUAUACCGAACAAGAAAAUAUAAAAAACAUCGUGGACAAGGUAGCAAUAUUACUAAAGCAACCGAUAAGUGAUAUCAAGGCCGCUCGCAGAUUGUCACGGAAGAGGGAUUCUCCUGGCGUCGUACAGGUAGAACUUAAAGAAGAAGAAAUGCAAGAAAGCUGGGUAUCUGCUUCUAAAAACUGUAAAAUAUAUACCUCCAAUUUAAUGCCGACUACGUCUCCAGCGGCUGCUCAAAAUCGGAUAUUCGUACGUCCAUUUUUAACAGCAUACAACAAAAAACUACUAUGGAGUACUAAACAAUCACUAAACGGAACCUACAAAUAUAUAUGGAGCAAAAAGGGAAAAAUAUUUAUACGGAAAGAUGACAACUCUAAACCUGUUAUACAUAUUCGAGGAGAAGCAGACAUCAAGAAACUUUGUAACGUACCAUAA